Fopius arisanus is the source of this 3367-nucleotide messenger RNA. RefSeq names its product E3 ubiquitin-protein ligase TRIM37. The transcript has 6 exons. Bases 187 to 3039 code for a protein of 950 amino acids. Gene Ontology annotation, cellular component: peroxisome; aggresome. Gene Ontology annotation, molecular function: ubiquitin protein ligase activity; ubiquitin protein ligase binding; tumor necrosis factor receptor binding. The record is from RefSeq and is a predicted model, not a curated record. NCBI's taxonomy places the organism in Eukaryota, Metazoa, Arthropoda, Insecta, Hymenoptera, Braconidae. Gene Ontology annotation, biological process: protein autoubiquitination; negative regulation of centriole replication.
AAAAAUUUGUACAUCCCAUUUCUCCACUCGCGCAUACCUGUCAAUGAACAAAAGACUCUUUGAGUGUUAAAAACCCCUGCAAUUGCCUAAAAAUGUCUCAAUACUCGGAAAAAUAGGACUAGAAGGAAAAACAAGUGAAAAUGUUCGAUUAAAUUGUCAAGGAUCUUUAUCAAAAUUAUCAAAAAAAUGGCCAACAGAGAUCACAGCAUCUCCAAUGCUCGUGUCACAGCAGACGAACACAGUGUCGAGUCAUUGGCUGAGGUAUUUAGAUGCUUCAUUUGCAUGGAAAAAUUGAGGGACGCACAUUUGUGUCCACACUGCAGUAAAUUAUGCUGCUACACAUGCAUUAGGAGAUGGUUAACAGAACAGAGAUCGCAGUGUCCACACUGUCGUGCAUCUUUGCACUUGCACGAAUUAGUAAAUUGUCGGUGGGUGGAGGAGGUCACCCAGCAAUUGGAUACACUCCAAGCCACUGGAUUAACGAAUCCAAGAUUCGAUGAGUCACGAGACAGGUGUUCAGUUCACAGAGAAAAAUUAUCAGUUUAUUGCUGGACCUGUGGACGAUGUAUCUGUCAUCAAUGUGCCCUCUGGGGUGGAACCCACUCUGGACACACAUUCAAACCCCUCGAGGAAGUUUAUGAGCAGCAUGUGACGCAGAUAAGUGGAGAAGUUGGUCAAUUGAAGAGAAGACUCAUGGAGCUAGUCAGUUUAGUUCAAGAAGUUGAACGAAAUGUUGAGUGCGUUCGAGCUGCUAAAGACGAGAGAGUUCGUGAGAUAAGAAAUGCAGUUGAACUUAUGAUAGCUCGAUUGGAUUCACAGCUCAAGGCCAAACUACUCACCCUGAUGGGCCAAAAAAAUUCAUUAACAUUGGAGUCAGAGCAGCUCGAGGCUCUCCUCCAAGAGAUUGAGCAUCAACUACACACGUGCACAAGGUCUGAGCUAAUCGUCAAGAGCUCCGAAUUAUCUAGGAUGAUUCAUCAGGUCAGGAAGAAGCCAAUGACCAGUUUCGUAACAGCUCCGGUGCCAGCUGAUUUUCACAGUGAAAUUGUUCCUGGUUACGACUCAGCGACAUUUGUCAUGCAAAAUUUUACGCAAUUGCAACUCAAAGCUGAUCCCGUUUACUCCGCGCCACUUCAUGUCAAUGGCCUAUGCUGGAGGCUCAAAGUUUAUCCAGAUGGAAAUGGCGUUGUCCGGGGCAAUUAUCUCUCUGUUUUUUUGGAACUCAGUGCUGGACUUCCUGAAACUUCCAAGUACGAAUAUAGAGUGGAAAUGAUUCACCAAGGCUCGAGAGACACAUCCAAGAACAUCGUACGAGAAUUCGCCUCGGAUUUUGAGAUCGGUGAAUGUUGGGGUUACAAUAGAUUCUUCAGGCUCGAUCUUCUCGCCACUGAGGGAUAUUUGAAUACUGAUCUCGAUACUUUAAUUCUGAGAUUCCAAGUUCGGCCUCCAACAUUUUAUCAACGCUGCAGAGAUCAGCAGUGGUACAUAAGUCAAUUAGUUACUGUACAGAAUCAAUAUGCAACGCAGAUUAAUGAUUUGAAAGAGAGGCUGGCCAUCGAAAUUUCUCGAAAUACAGUGACAGCUACUCGGGGUGCUGGUGUCACAACCCCAUCCCAUCAACCCCAGACUCAAGAGGGAGUUGAUAAUGAUAGCAAUGAGAUUAUUCACUCGACGGAUGCAUUGACAGAAAAUUUCUACAGCUCUCCGAGGGGCUCUAGGUCUAUUGAGAGUGUUCUCAAUGGCAUAACGCAGUCUGAAAUUACAACCCCGAAUGGCCUGAGGAGGCAACACUGCCAGGGGGAUAAUUUAUCCCUCACUCUACCUCAAAGUAUCAACGUCUGCUCACCCAAGUCUGAUGUUUCAAUCGAUCAAAAUUCACCAGUUGUUUCUAAUCCUUCAAACAAGUCACAAAAUGAAAAUUCUCUAUUAUUCGUACAAACUUUGCGGCAACAUCUGUCCUCUAGCUCCAGUAGUGAAAGUGGCGAAAUUAGCGAACACGAUAUUUACCUUGAAGAUUGUGAAAACGAGGAGUUAAAUCUUGGGCUGAUGGACGAAAAUUUUAACGAUGAGAAUGAUGUGGACGAGUCGAUGACAGGUGAAAACGAUGUAGAAGUAGCUGAAUCGCUGAAGCCCUGGCACAAAAGUCCCCUGAAGUCUCUCCCAGAGGAUGGAGCGAGGGCCCUGGACACACGAAAAUUUUCGUCUGAUCCCCUCGAAGAUGAGAUAAUGCUGUUGCAUCUGUUUGAAAUGCAAGACAGGAACUCAGGCUCGUGUCUUCUCUGUUAUAAGCACCACUCCGAGGACAAAUACAACGAAAUGCUUGAUGGAUCCCCAUCCCAGGCGUCAUUGAAAUCCCCACACAUCCCUGGAGGCCACUGUCCCAGAGGUCCCACCAGGAAUGACAAUAUUGGAGCUUCCAGCAGUGAAAAGCCAUUUGCAGAUAAAAAACAUCGAGACAUGAUAGUGAGACUCUUUCAGAGUCAUUCGUCCCCCAAUCUCAGGUGCUCUGAUGGUCAGGUUGGGCCAGAGUGUCUUCCUGGAGAUGUCCUCCGAGGUCUGAGGAUCGAGGAGAAAGGGGUGGAACGUGACUGUGAGGAGAAUAUUGGAAAUUCCAGUGAAAGGGAAAUUAGUCUCUCUGGACUGGAGAUUAAUCCUGGAGAAUCAGGGAGGGACAGGAUUGAUGAAACAAUGGGGAAGAAGGUUCUCGAUUUUGAACAGCUACUGGAGAGUUUUCGACUGUCUCCAACGCAACAGAAAGAUGCUGCUGUCUGUAUUGCCAAGUUGAAGAGAAAUUUGUGGUUGGAAGGAGACACAAAUCCUUCAACGUCCCGUAGAUCUCUGCAAAGUGCAAUUGCCUCGUCCUCGUGUUCAAAAUCUCCAAUUGAAUUAGCCACUGAUGUUGUGAAUUUUAGUUGGGUUCCACCGCCAUUUCAAAGGAAAAAUGAACAGAGGAGGAGCUUGAGAAAUAGUCAAGGAUCAACGAAACAGAGUGAAAAUGAGAUUCAAAAUGCAUCUGAUAAAUCUGAGGAGAGAAAAUGAAUUUAUCGCAGAUAGUUAAGGGAAAAUGACGAAAUUACAAUCGAACUUAUCAAAUACUCCUAAUUCUCUCAAUGUACCAAAACAGUAUUUUGUUAAGGAAUUCAUGCGUGAUCUCUUUAUUUUAAAAAUGUUUAAUUUGGUAUUAUAUAUCAUUUCAGUCAUUAAAAAUGUACUUCGACGGUAGGAACAAAGUUCUAGACUAUAGAUCUGAAAUUCACGAGUUAGUAUUGCAAUUUAUUCCCAAUUUCCAGGAAAUAAUGUUGAUUAAAAUUAAUUAUUGGGCCAAAAAUAUUAAUCAGAGCCAUCAUUAUAUUGAAUAUUCAACGUG